AUGAUUCUCAUAAUUCUUCUGCUUGGCAUUUUGCCAGGCCUGUCGAUUGCCCAAAACUGUUCAUCGUGUGUUAGUUCAGGAAACUCUUGGUGCGUGGAAUCUUCUCAAUGCAAUUCCACAUUCGUAGCCUGUAAAACUUUGAUAUCGCUCCAACUGAACUGUCCUGCUCUACCAGAUCCCAGAUAUGCAUAUGAUGAUAAUUUCAUGAGAACACAACAGUUGGCUCUGGCUGCAGCAUCUCACACAACUAACCCACAAUUGUGUUUUGACAAUCAAACCCCUACUAUUAAAAUAUUCCGUGUCCGUACAGUAAGUUGUUACGCUGCAAAUCCAAAUAUAUCUUGUAUCGGAUACACUGCAUACGAUGUCAGUCAAAAAGUUCUUAUCCUAUCAUUCAGAGGAUCCAGUGGUGACAUUCAGAACCAACUGAUGUCGGCUGAGAUGGCCAGUGGAGGACUCCAUUCAUAUUUUGGAAAUAAUGGAAAGAUAUUUAAAACUAUAUAUGACAACUUCAUGCUUCUUUGGAACGGAGGAAUCGAGCAGGAUCUGAGAAGCCUGAAAUACAAAUACCCUGGAUUCGAUCUAUGGGUUAAUGGACAUUCUCUAGGUGGUAUGCUUUCAUGGGUUGCCUCUUCUCAUUUAGUCACAAAUGGGAUGUAUACUCCUGAAAGAAUAAAAGUUGUCGCUAUGGGAAGUCCUAGACUGGGAGACUACGACUUCUCACUUUGGUAUAGUUCUACGUUUCCAUAUUCCUACCACAUCGUCCAUCGUCUCGACUUGAUCCCAAGAGUUCCAGUGAUUGAUCCGAACACCAAUACAACUGUACUUUAUCAUCCACGAACUGAAGUUUGGUACAACAACGACAUGAAUCCAGAAGACCCGUAUCAAAUCUGUGAAGAAACUGAUGGAAACUACUGUAGUGCAUCUGUAACAGAAGGAUUGACAUGGUCAGAUCAUGGAUAUUACUUCAAUGUCUACAUUCCACAAUGGGGCAAAGAUGGAUGCCCGAAGAACAGACGUCCAUAUGCACAAACACAAAAUUAA
Caenorhabditis remanei is the source of this 1044-nucleotide messenger RNA. RefSeq lists its product as uncharacterized. The transcript is spliced from 8 exons. Gene Ontology annotation, biological process: lipid metabolic process. NCBI's taxonomy places the organism in Eukaryota, Metazoa, Nematoda, Chromadorea, Rhabditida, Rhabditidae. The record is from RefSeq and is a predicted model, not a curated record. Bases 1 to 1044 code for a protein of 347 amino acids.